GUGCAACUUGGUGGACAUCACCAUGUUCAUUUAAAUGCGUGAGAAAUACAAUGUGUGGCGUGUGAGCGUGUGAACGGGUGGGAAUGCGUGUGUCACACGCUGAAUGCGUGAGACUUGAGAGCCCUGCAAAGAUCUCCCGGGACAACCUAACUUUUGCAGCAGUUGUGGGAAAAGGCUGCAAGAAGCGGACGGUGACAGUCCAUCAAGUAAGUUAAGGGAUGUUCAAUUAAUGUGUUCUGCUACUUGUGGGAGUUGAGACAUUACAGUAGCAGCGUUAAUUUGCGUCCCUUUCCUUCCCCUGCUCAAGCACCGGCUCCACGGCGGGAUGUCGGAAAGGCGGUUGCCCCCCCUGCGUGACGUAAUUGACCAUAUUAAUAUCUCAAAAUGUAAAUCAGCACAAACGAAAAUGUUUGCGGCACGAACAUUUUCGUGCAACACUAUUUUGAGCUAAUUUCAACAAUAUGUGGGGACUGCUUUACUGCCUUGACCACUGCAAUAAUGUUCGAUAACUCAAAAACUAAAGCAGCACAAACGAACAUUUUUGCAGCACAAACCUGCAUAAACGAUGCACAAAUGAUUACAAGACUUGGUGUUUUCAAAGUUUUUAAACACAGUGACUAAAGAAACAUCAGUGGCCACGUUUUUGUAAUUAGUCAUGGUUCUCAAAGUUAAUUAUUUGUUGUUAUUAUUAAUGCUGUUCUAUUAAGGUUAAAGCACCAUAUAAAAGUAACCCAUUAGUAAAAUAUCCCGUGCGGUUCUCCUCCUCUGAUCAUAGCGGCAUCCUUAGCAGCAUUCUGUUACACAGAAAUAAGUGACCCAAAAUUUUACAAUAUUUUUUUCUUUGUUUUCCUGUAGCAUCACAGACUAUUCAAACCCCUACCCUUCAGACCUUUCUGGAGUACAGAAAGAAGAAAGCAGAGGAGAGGCAAAAGUUUUCAUGUGGGAAAAAGGCAGCAAAGAAACCAGAGAAAGUCCAGGCAAGUUGGGUGUGGCUCAGAGCGAGAGUGGGCAAACUAUCUUACAGACUAUCUUUUGACAUUCUCCAUCAUCUCACUUCUCUUAAACUAAGCCUGAUGGCAGGCACAGUUUCAUGUUAACUGUAUAUGACAUAUGAUGACAUAUAUUUUAGCUUGGCUUUGGUGCCACAACCCAUGGUAGUCAGACAAUUUCUCUGACUGUUCUGUGUUAACUUUGUAUAUAUUUGCUAGUUUCUGUCCAUAAUGUAUAAUUAACUGCGGCAUGCAAAUAUACAUUAUAUUACCAAUUAACUGUCAAUUGAUAUUUAACAUGACCCACUAACAGUCCACUUUUUAAAAAAAUCUUGCAGAUAAAUGUUGGUCUGAUGAGCAUGGUGAAGGGAGGUGGUCUCAAGCCACUGCGUGGGAGAAGUCUGUGCCUUUCCACACAUCCUGACGUCACUGCCCCAGAUCUGCUUGAUCAGGCUGUGAAAAAAAUGAAGGACUUCAAUAAGGACCUCAAUGAUGGACCUUUCAUCCUUCUUUAUCCAGAUUGCUCUGAAGUGGUCAAUGUACCUGGCACAGAGACACCAUUUAUGUUAAAGACAUACAAGGAGGAAAUUGGCAAACCAUAUCAGUGCAUCACCAUUUACAUCUGCUCCAAAACCAACUUUGAGGAAGGUAAAUUGUGUUAUGUCCUAGUUGUGUCCAGUGCAAAGAUGCCUGGCUGUGUUAUAUAGAUUUUGAUGUAGACACUGGGUUUUAAAAAGAUGAGAUGUUUUAAUGGCUUACCCUCACUUUUGGAUUAGCAGUUAUGAAUUUUCACCGAAGCUGUCAUGUGAAAUAGGUCCUUGGAUUUUGUUCGUCUUUCCUCAAUGUGUUUUCAGCAUUCAAUGUUCAUGCUCAGUUAACCAGCUUGGAGUUAAAAAAGCAUUUUCUCUAUGUUUUAGCUUCUUCUCAAGCAUUUAUCAUUCAAUUGAUCUUAGUUUUGUUUAAUGUUUUGCAGUUGGAAAAUUGUCUGCCACAUGUGACACUGACUCUGACCCUGAGAUUGUUAUAAAGAGAAAUACAAUGUUUGAUCUAGCUGAUACACUGGUAAGUGCAAUUUUUACCCUAUUUGGGUGACCAUUUACUGGUACUAAACAAAUAUUUGUCUUUACCACAGCCAUUUGAACCUUAUAACAUGAGCAGUCCUGUACACAAUGAGCCUGAAGAUCUGUAAGUACUUACGGUGUGUAUGUGUGUGUGUGUGUGUGUUUGAUGUUUGCUUGCUUUUGUAAUGUCACAUCUAUAUUUUGUAGUAAAUUAUGAUUUCUGCUUCUAUGCCCUCUCAGGAACAGUGCUAGGGGGCUUUCAUUGUCUUCUGAUCUGCCACAGGUAAUGAGUUUUUAAAAUGAAGUUUGUGUAGGGAUCACUAGGUCAAAGAUUUUAAAAAUUGUUGAUGGGCCACAAAAUUGAAAUUAGUGCACCAAUUUUUAAAGCUGUGUUUUUUUAGUUGUCAUUUAUGUCCUUGAGCACUCAUGAGGAGCUGUCUUUAUUUGCUCAAAUAUUUAGCAUAUUUCUACAUUUCUAUAUUUCUUCUUUCUUUUCAGACCAUAGUCUUGGAUAAUGACCACGACUAUGCUGGUCCCUCUGGAUGUCAUGAUGUCAAGAGUUCAUGUUACAGGUGUGUUAUAUCUUAUCUUUAUUGUCAAAUGGUGGACAGAAUAUUUGUGACGCAGCCACAAAGGUGUUGACUCGGAAAUAAACACAUUUCUGUCCUGACAAGGAUAAGGUCUUAUGUUUAAAGCAGAAGAAUUGGUCAACCAUUUGAUAGGGCAAAUGUCUGCAUUUCUGAAUUUAUUAGUGCUUUGAAUUGUUGAUGUUCUGCGCAAAUAAUAUCUUCCUUUUUCAGAACUUACACUGACCUCUUUGGACCUAUCAUCAUUGAUGAUGAUGAUGAGGAUGAAGUUCCCAUUCCUGACAAAACAAAUGACAUGGCUUCUGAAGAAUUUGAGUGAGUCAUAGACAUUAGAAAAUUAACCAGCUGUGUGUUUUCCAUAAAAUUACAUCAUUCAAAAGUGAGAAGUCACUAAAAUGAACACCUCAGACUUUCCCUGCCUGUAACUGCCUGCCUCAGGUCCAGUUGUUAAGAUGUGUGUUUGAGUAGAGUCCAUUGAAAAGAAGUUAUUAAAUUAAAUGUGCUCAUUGUUUCAGAGAGUGACUCAGCAGCAUCUCUUGUACAUAGAUCAACAUUUAAGUAUAUUUUAGAGUGUAAAGUAAGUGUCUUACUUUUUUCUUUUCUUAAGACCUACAAGUGUGCAGGCAGCAGAAGUAAUUGCAAAUCUGGCACUUGCAAUUGACCACAAGAAAGUCAGCCGGUUCAAUAUAUCAAGAGCUGAUGUGUGGGAUGGAGCUGUGCGCGGAUUUCGACGCAGCACAUACUCCGAAUCCAGUGACAUCUUCGUCAAGUUUACAGAUGACGCCGGUUCCUUUGAAGAGGGGUUGGAUACAGGUGGGCCAAAACGAGAAUUCCUAACACUUCUCAUGACACACCUCAGAAAUCGCCCCAUCUUUGAUGGACCUCCCGAAAGACGAUAUCUCGUGUACAAUUCCACAGGUGGGUUUAAUAAUAGGACAGAUUGUAUUUUAAAAAUGUAAAGUUUCCAAUCAUUUCAUCAUCAUUUUUUUUUCAAGUGAUGUAGAUGAUAAUCAUGCAUAAUAGUUCUCUACCCUCUGUAACAGCUGUCAGGGAAGACGAGUACUUUCUAGCAGGCAAGAUGAUAGUUGUUUCCAUUAUACACGGGGGACCUGCACCACAUUUCCUCUCAAAGGACUUUGUCAAUCACCUACUAGGGAAGACAACUUUCAACACCACCGUGGAAGAUGUAACCGAUGAGGAAUUACAGAAAGCUCUGCGUCAGGUAGAAAAAGAUCUCAACUCAUGGACUGAAUUUGCUAAGGGGUCACAUGAAAAUUAUUUCAGAAAUUGAGAGUGGACUAUGCUCAAGGUCAUAAGUUAUAUUUGUGUAAAGGGACGGAUUUCUUAUUAUUUCAAUGAGAAGUAAAGGCAUUUAAUCCUAUUGGUAUAAAAUAAUGACAAACAUUUUCAGGAUUGAUAUCUUUGUAUUUUUCUUGCAAUAAUUGUUUUUGAAUAGGUUCAGGAAGCUGAAUCGGAGGAAUCUUUGCAAGAUGUAAUUUUGCAAUACAGCACAAUGUUCCAGACAGCUGGAUGCCUCCGACACACUAAAGUUCAUGAGAGGCAAAUGCUCAUAGAGGACUAUCUGAGGUGGUACAUCCUAGGACGCAACCAGAUUGCCAUUCAAAGGUAAGUUAUCUUAGGCUGCUUUUUUACUAACGAUCGUCAAUAAUAUUGUAGAAAAGUUUUUUUCUUUCCUCAUCAUUUUUUCUCUCCUCCUCUCAUGCUCCUCUCGUCAUCCUCCCCUCCUCUUCUCCUUUCCCCCUCCUACUUCUCUCCUCUCCUUCCCUUCCCUUCUCUCCUCUUCUCCUCUUCCUCUCAUGCUCCUCCUCUCCUUCCCUCCUGAGUGGGUAGCAGCUUUCAAAAGGUUGACAACCCCUGUCUUACACAAUAUUUGUCCUUAAUCGAUUCAAAGAGGGACUGGCAAGUCUGCAGUUUUUGACUGCUCUGCAGCAGCAUUCAGGUGUGCUGGCUCCUGUUCUGUGCCAUUCUUCCAAGGCCCUGACUGCAUCAGAAAUGGAGAGCCUCUUCCAUCCAGACCGCAGCCCAAGAGGCAGCAACAGGUGGCAGAAGGAGAACCAAACAAUGGGAUUUUGGGCUGACUUUCUUCUGGAUUGCGAAGGUUUGUCAAGGCUUUGUUAGAUGUUUAUUAAUUGUAGUGUAGUUAUAUUUAUAAUUAGUAUUUUCUCUGAUCAAAUAUAUGACUAACUAAAAUGUUGACUUUUUUGUCCUUAGAAAAAGUGGCAGCAGUGUACCUCGAAGAUGUGCUCAUGUUUGCCAGUGGCUUAGCAGCGCUUCCACCAGCUGGAAUGACACCCUCUCCAAGUAUAGAGUUUUUAAUCGAUUCUUCUUUUCCAAUGGCGUGCACCUGCACAAACACUCUGAAGCUGCCGCUAUUGGAUACUUACAGAGUGUUUAAGACAAACAUGGAGUUUGGAAUCCAGAAUGCUCCAGGAUUUGGAUGUUUUUAGCUGCCAUAGGAACCUUUCAAGCAUAAAAGCGAUUUGUUUACCUUUGUGAGGGCUUAUGUCUCUGCAGUUAGCUACAUGCAUAGUUUAACGUUCACCUGUGUAAGGGCUUGCAUAUAUUUCAGUCUGUGCAGUUAGCUGUUUGCACAGCUUACCCAUUAUAUUAUCUGGAUCCUUUAUGGUUUUCUUUUGUUUAUUACUGGUUCUUUU
This is a messenger RNA of Xyrichtys novacula (pearly razorfish), 5312 nucleotides long. Lineage: Eukaryota; Metazoa; Chordata; Actinopteri; Labriformes; Labridae. The record is from the annotation of a GenBank genome assembly.